AGUAAGCAUUGAAGUAGACUGGCGACAUGCAGGCAACCGACAAUCGACAACCGACAACGGGUAUUAUAGAUAGCCAUAGCCCGUGCAAAUGAGUGCUGUGUGUGAGUAUCAGAUAAAGCGCCGAUUGAAUGUGUGUAAGCGGGAAAGCAAUAAGAAACUGCUGUGAAGUAAAUAGAUGGUAGGUAUGGAGGAGACGAAGCGAUACAAUGAGUGCGUUUGCCAAACGAGUGACGAUAGUUGAAGUAGAAGGUUGUAAAAUGACAUUUCAACCGUUUCGGUGAUCAAAGCAAAUUGAUUAACGCGCCAAAAGUAGGCAAAAAAUACCAUUGGAAGUGCAAAGAAAUGUCAGCGUCAAGUGCAACACUGCACCCAAGUGUCAAAUUUGAAGCUAAUAAGGACAAAAAUAAAUAGUACAAAUUUAUGUGAAGUGAUAUAGAAAAAAAAAUUCAGUUUUGUAUCAUAUAAAUGUAUAGAGAAAUCCAAGUAAUGUGUAAAAAGUCUCUAUUCAAUAGAGAACAUAUUGUAUAGAAAAGAGAAAUUCAAAUACAUUCACAAACAACUUUUAUAUACGGCAAACAUAUAAGUGUUCGAAUUUCGGUGGAAAUGGUAUAAAAUAUAGAAAAACAAGUACAAGGCAAGGCAAGGCAAAACGCAGAGACAAGUAGUGCAACAACAAAAAGCGAACUGUAAAAAUACAGGGUUGUAUGUGUGCAGCUAAUAAAAUAAAAUAACUCGAGCCAGUUCACCACACCUCAGCCAACACACAAUCAGUAAUGCGGUAGACAGAGAGAGCAAGGCCUAUAUACAAUACUUACGUUGGAUGUGUGCGUCAUCUCACUUUGGCCUUGUUUGACAGUUCACUGUAUUUGACUUGGGCACAGUCGUAUCUGGGUAAUAUUGGUAGUGAGUUGUGGCAAUUAAGUGUAGAUUUUAAUUUGUGCAAUGCUGGUUAAAAAGUUGUCGACAAUGGUGAAGAAUAUUUUAAACUUGAUAAUAAAUUUGGGAAAAUAUCAAAAUAUUAAUAAUUUGUGAUGCAGUGGAAAAUAAAGUUAGUGUUUUAUGAAGGAAGUGAAAUUGGUGCAGAAGGAAGGUGAAUGUAAAAGCAGGCGCAAGGAGACGUAAAAAUUGAAUUUCAUAUAAAGACAAGAGGCAACCAACAACAACGAAAGCAAAAGAGUGACAUCGAAGUGAGAAGUGUCAGAAGCAAAGAAACAAUGUUAUAAGUAAAUAAAAGAGGUGGAGAAGAAAUAUAGCAAAAACCAGAGACAGAAAAGUGGAGAAAAAAGUAAAAUAAAAAAGGCAAAUAUAUACUCGCUUCAAGGGUUUGUAUGUGAAGCACCAAUUGUGCGUCCAUCUCUUUUUCUCAUAUUGCGUGUGGUAAAUGAUGAGCGAGCGUUCCAGUUGUCAAGUAUUAAAUGCAGCAACAAAUUAUAUACGAGCGGAAACCCUGACGCCAGCGGCAGUCAAAAUAAACGAUUGUAAAUGGCAAGCUGGUUUUUACAUUAAUCGAAAGCAGCAGCAGCAGCAGGAAAAAUAUCAGCAACGGCUACAGCGACGACAAAACGAGUGCGAGUACAAUCAGCGAAAACUCUCGACUCGAAAACAAUUUCACCAUAGUUGUUGCCACCAGAACAACGUUCAGAAAGCAACUAAUGCUAAAAUGUUGCAACAAGAGCAACGCCAAUUAGCUUAUGGCAAAACUAUGCAUGAAUUAACAUUCCCGAAAUAUAAUCAAACAGCAAACAAUUUAACAAAAGCUAAGAAUAUUAACAGUAACCCAACAACAAAAACAUCUAUAAUGACCACUGUACUUGACUCCAGUAUUCCUCGUCAUCAGCAAAUGCAACAGGAUAGCAACACGAACACAACAGCGAAUUGCAUGAAUGACACAAACUUAGCAUCGCCACCACCACCCCCAGCUUCGCAAAAUGUUGGUGGUUUGAGUGGUGGUACUCAACCUUCAACCAUCGGGGUCAAUUUACGCGUCACAGGCCAAUGCAGCCAGGGUGGGCGUAAAUAUAUGGAGGAUUACUUCUCGGUGGCCUAUCAACAAUCGGAGAAUGCCAAAGAUCUUGAGUAUGCAUUUAUUGGCAUUUACGAUGGACAUGGUGGCGCAGAGGCGGCUACAUUUGCCAAAGAGCAUCUUAUGAUGCAGAUAAUCAACCAGAAGUCCUUUUGGUCAGAUUCGGAUAACGAUGUGUUGCGUGCAAUACGCGAGGGAUACAUUGCGACGCACUAUGCAAUGUGGCGGGAUCAAGAAAAUUGGCCAAAAACAGCCAACGGCUUGCUCAGCACAGCGGGUACAACUGCCACCGUUGCCUUCAUACGCCGUGAGAAGAUUUACAUUGGGCAUGUCGGGGAUUCGGGCAUUGUACUCGGCUAUCAGAACGAGAAUGAAAAAUUCUGGCGCGCUAAACAGCUUACUGUCGAUCAUAAACCAGAAUCCGCAGAGGAACGUGCACGUAUACAACGUUCAGGUGGUAAAGUGGUAGUCAAGACCGGUGUACCGCGAGUCGUGUGGAAUCGGCCGCGUAGUGCUGGUCACAGAGGACCCAUACGGCCCAAUACACCCAUUGAUGAAGUUCCCUUCUUGGCAGUAGCACGUAGUCUAGGUGACCUCUGGAGCUAUAAUUCCAUGCGCAAUGUAUUUGUAGUUAGUCCAGAUCCAGAUGUGCAAGUAAUCAAAAUAAAUCCAAAGACUUUUAGAUGCUUGAUUUUUGGUACGGAUGGUUUGUGGAAUGUUGUAACCCCACAAGAGGCAGUCGAAACCGUUUACGAAAGAGAAUGCAUUAAUGAACGUCUCCAAGCAUAUGCGCAUAUCGAUAGCAGCAAUAUUGAAUGGACGAACCCCAGUAAGGGCUUGGUAGAGCGCGCAUUAAAGACAUGGGCCUCUAAAAGGAUGCGCGCUGAUAAUACGUCCGUCGUCACGGUCAUACUUUAUCCGCCUGGCAAUGAAACAGCAAAUGCUAACUGCAUUGGUGCGAAUGCGUUGCCAUAUAACAACUUACCAAACGGCGCAUGUGGUCUGGAGUAUGCAGAAGUAAGUGCCGAAGUCCCCGCAACCGAUUGUGGUAUUACUUAUGAGGAAAUAGCAGAAAAACAUGCCAUGCCUGAAGCCUUCCGCGAUUUCGAUUACUUCCUUGAAGAGGAAGCGCUGAACACCUCACUACAGUCGCUCAAUGCCGAUAACAGUGGCCCAAAAUAUUGCAAUGACGAGCUAUCGUAUUAUCAUAAUUGGAGUUGGGAGGAGCGUCAGUCGGAAUGUGUGGGCGAUUAUAAUCACCAUACGGCGACUUUAACAGCGCACAGCGAUGUUAGCAUUUGCAGUAAGGCCAUAUCAGGCGACGAUGGUAUCACAAGUAAUACUACUAAUCAUUUUAUAGCAAAUGAAGCUGAUGAAAAUGCUGUGGACGGCGUGCAUAGUGGCGAAGUUAGUGAUGACACAAAAAAGGAGUCCAACGAUCUUAAUUAUACCCAUUACAGCGCUGACACUUCAUCCAACUCGAAUAUGUCAAGCGAUGUGAGCAAUGAAUUAGGCAAUGCAAGCUUUAUGACAUUUGCUGAGUCCUAUAAUUCAUUUCUAAAUGAACAAAUGUCACAUGACAGCUCAAGUAGCUCCAACUCCAAUUCAAAUUGUCAGAUUAUUAGCGGCACGAAUGAAAUAUUACAGGAACAACAGCGCUAUCAACAGCAAUGCAUGUCCGAGGAGGAAGGCUAUUCGCUAACUAAGCUAGAAACUCGGCGCGAGCAACAACGCUGCAGUGGUGGUGUGCAGACAUUCAAAAUUUUCCAAACUCAUGGCACAAGUGGCACAAGUUACGUGCCGCAACGCCAGCCUUACGAAAACAAUCGCAAACAAGAACAAGCGGAAGUGCAGCGACAACACGCAGUCGGGCAGUCCACACCUACGCCGCAACUAUUCCUUGAAGAGACACGCGAAUUGGAGGAAGCGCUUACCUGGGAAACGGAAUGCUCUACGCUGAGCACGACAAUGAAUCGGUUUCUGAAUUAUCCACCAGACCCGCAGAAGCCACUUGAGUUGAAUUCGUUGUUGCAGCAAGAACGCGAAGAAGAGCAACAGGUCGCCUAUGAACGACUCGAAAUGCAGCGCAAAUUAGCGCACCCAGUUGUGGUGGAGGAGCUGCUGGAAAACGGCAGUAAUAAUAAAUUAGAAGCUGUUCAGCCACUAAUGCACCCAGCACCGAUUGAUGACGCCGAAGAUGUAUUGAUUGAGGAGUAUAUUGAAGAUGAAACCGAAAGUGCGGAGCGACAGCAAAUGGAAGACAACACAGCACAAAAAGAUGCAAGAGUACAAAUCAAUGAAGUCUCGUCCAGCAUGUCCGAUCAGACGGAAUGUGAUAGCAAUUCAGUGAAGCCGUUGGUGGCCCCCUUAAAACAAACUUCAAAAGUCAUUGAGAAAAUUGAAAAAAUUGAAAUUUUGCCACAGAAAAUAGAGUCAACGAAAUUGGAGCGCUUGGUGCGCCAUCCACUAAUGCCACACAAGUCGUCGCCCCUGUCACAUUACAAAAAAACCAAAGGAUCUGCAGCAAUGUCUACUUCAGUUUCAGCUUCGACUUCUGCGUCUUCUGUGCCAACCACUACCAGCGUAACUAAAAAGGCAGAAGUUGCCUCUUUUGACUUCACUUCCCGUCCACCAAAGGCAUGUCCGGGUCGCACCUCGCUCAAGCGCUCACAGACGCAAUUCCCCAAUAUACCCAAUGAGAAUGCACGUUUUAGCGAGACCACAUCUUCGCACGAGCUGAGCAAAAGACGUCGCUACAACGAAUACGUGUUGGGUGCGGUAAGCAGCACGAGCAACAACAAUGACAACAAUAGCACCAAUAAUGCGAGCAGCAGUGAUAACAAUAAUUGUCGCAAUCGACGCUGUAAUAGAACUUCGUCGCCCGGUCUCCACAGAAACAGCAGCUGUGCCGCCAUUGCCUUGGAGAAACGUCAACUGCGCAGCAAUAGCGGUACCGUGGACUACUCGAAGCGUACUUUACGCACUCGCAACUCACUCACCAAAGACCUGAAGGCAAAAGCUGCGCUGACCACAACAAUGCGACGCGUAACAACGCAAUUUCUACACGACACAGCCGUCAGUCUCAUGAACAGCAGGACGGCACUGGCGCAACAGCGUCAACGACGCAGUUCGGAUGUAAAUCACGCAGGUAGUUUGACUUUGAGUAGAAAUAGCAGCGUGACGAGUAAUAGCUGCAGCGGCAAUAGCGUUGGACGUAGAGCGCGUGCUGAAAAGCUACUAGCAGCGAGCACUGAUAAUUUAGAGGCGGCCUUUUCACAUGUCAUCAAUCUGCGUUCACGCAAAGUAGCGCAUUUCGCUGUUGCUGCAGCGGCGGCAGCCGCAGCCGCAAGUCACACACAACCAACGCGCCGUUCGAAAGGCAGUGUUGUUGGUGUCGCCGGCGGUGGUAGCCCACUCAUCUCCUCAUCGGCGAUGGUACUGCGGCGCGAACGACACAAUUUACGCAGCUUGAGUACGCGCAAUGCCGCAAGUGCCAGCCUAAUGUCCAGCAAUGGGCAACGAGAGUUUAGCUAUGGAAAGACAACACGUAGCGGCGGAGGUGGCGGCCUACACGCCGCAGGCAUAUGCCCGUACGGCUUAGCGUCCAACGCAACACCCACGUCGAAAUUGCUCAAUGGAGCAGCAGGUGUGACAGUGGCGACACGGCCGCGCGCACACACACUGCUCAUGGCAAAACCGACCGUGGGUGGCGGUGGGGGUGUUGCGACCGGCAGCAUGGGCGUGCGUGGCGGUAAUGGUGCAACGCCGAUGACACAGCCGACUUCGUAUGGGAAGCGUACAACGGCGCUGCGCAGUGGUGCUAACAGCGCUUGCGCCACAUCAAUGAUGCUGACGCGUAGCGGACGAAAUGGCAGAAGACUGAAUCGUUAAAUGGUAGGGAGGGAGGGAGUGUGCAGCUGGACGGCGUAGCGGCCGCAGCUGUUGCGCAGUUAUUGCGAAUUUAUUAGUACAAAAAUGCUCGAAAGCAAGCUAACACUUACGAUUUUCAUUGUCAAGGUUUGCACAGUUAAAAAAAAAACAACUAAACAUUUUAAAAUUGUAGAAAUGUAUGAUAUGUAUAGGUAGAUGUACUCUUGCAAUAAUCGUCUUCGAAUGAGGAACGAAGAACACUUCAGUAUGGUAAUUGUAUGCCAAAUUUAAAAGGGGGAAAAUGUUGUUUUUUUUACAAAUUUAGUUGUUCGAUUGGUUUCCGCUGAGAUCGAAAUAUACCACACCGAAUUUAUUUGCCAACUUGAAAAUUAUGGAAAUGGAGAAAAUGAAUAAAAUACAGAAAAUUGAAUUUUGUAAUAAUGCGCAUUUCUUUUAAAAA
Molecule: messenger RNA, 6353 nt
Organism: Anastrepha obliqua
Lineage: Eukaryota; Metazoa; Arthropoda; Insecta; Diptera; Tephritidae
Gene: Pp2C1
Exons: 5
Coding region: 1382-5914 (1510 amino acids)
Biological process (GO): protein dephosphorylation
Cellular component (GO): nucleus; cytosol
Molecular function (GO): mitogen-activated protein kinase binding; protein serine/threonine phosphatase activity; cation binding
Source: RefSeq, a predicted model, not a curated record